Molecule: messenger RNA, 1023 nt
Organism: Aspergillus thermomutatus
Lineage: Eukaryota; Fungi; Ascomycota; Eurotiomycetes; Eurotiales; Aspergillaceae
Product: ketopantoate reductase family protein
Exons: 5
Coding region: 1-1023 (340 amino acids)
Biological process (GO): pantothenate biosynthetic process
Cellular component (GO): cytoplasm
Molecular function (GO): 2-dehydropantoate 2-reductase activity
Source: RefSeq, a predicted model, not a curated record
AUGCCCGAACCCCGCAAUAUCCAGCAUCACCACCAUACGCCGGCAUACCAGGUACGGCGUACAAAGAUGGAGACUCAAAAGAUUGAGGUUCUCCUUUACGGUCUAGGAGCUAUCGGCUCCUUCUACGCGUUCAUCCUACAACGCAGCAACCGCGUGCGCUUAACGGUCGUCGCUCGAUCGAACUACCAAGCUGUUGUCAAGAAUGGCAUCUACAUCGACAGCGCGAACCACGGACAACACCGUUUCCAUCCCGACCUGGUGAUCAAAUCGCCCGCCGAAGCGACGCACCCAUACCGCUACGUCGUCUGCGCGAACAAGGCGAUCGAUCAAGACGCCGUGGUCGAGCAAUUGGCGCCCGCGGUGGACGAAACCACCACCUUUGUGAUCAUCCAGAACGGAGUGGGCAACGAGGAGCCGUUCCGGCGGGCGUUUCCGCGCUGCUCCAUCCUGACUUGCGUGACGUGGGUGGGCGCAACGCAGACCUCGCCCGGGGUAAUCACGCACAUCAACUCCGAAGACCUGCAGAUCGGCCUCUUCCCGAAUUUCUCUCUCGACGCCUCGCUUGAGAAGUCCCGGCUGCAGGAGUUCACCUCGUUCCUGGCGGACGGGCGGACCAGAUUCCAGGUCCGGGACGACAUGCAGCUGCCCCGGUGGGAGAAAGUCGUCUGGAACGCGGCGUGGAACGCCAUCACGGCGCUGACGAUGGUCGACACGCAGACGUGGCUGCGUUCUUCUACGCAGGCGACGCCGCUGACGAGGCGGCUGAUGGGGGAGGUGAUCGCUGUGGGGAGGGGGUGUGGCGUGGACAUUGACGAGGGGCUUGUGGACCGGCUGCUGGAGAAGAUCAAUGCGUUGCCGGGGAUUGGGAGUAGCAUGCAGACGGACUGUAGGAAUGGGAGGCCGAUGGAGAUUGAGGUUAUACUGGGGUAUCCGUUGCGGAGGGCAAAGGAGUUGGGGAUUGAUACGCCGGUUCUGGAGACGCUGACUUGCUUGUUGAGGGCGGUGGAUGGGCGAUUUCGCUGA